UUUAGACAAAACACCUUCAAUAUCUAACUUAAUUCUUUUAAAAUUUAGUACAGUGUUCGUUCGGAACUCACUUUUUCAUAUUCCACUUAAAAAAUGGUCGAAUUGUAGUUUUUCUUUUUAAAUUCUUAGAACCGGUCCACCAAGCAAACAAGGCAGAAAGUAUAAUGGGAGAGAAGCUUGAACUGAAGCUCAAGUCGCCGGUCGGAGCCGAAGCUGCGGGCUAUCCGUGGCCGCUACCGGUAUAUGAUAAACAUCAUGAUGCUGCACAUGAAAUUAUUGAAACCAUACGUUGGGUUUGUGAGGAGAUCCCUGAUCUUAAACUGGCCAUGGAAAACUACGUGCUCAUUGACUAUGACACGAAAAGUUUCGAGAGUAUGCAGCGACUGUGUGACAAGUACAACAGAGCUAUUGACAGCAUUCACCAGCUGUGGAAAGGCACAACUCAACCGAUGAAGCUGAAUAAAAGGCCUUCAAAUGGCCUGCUCCGGCACAUCCUGCAGCAGGUCUACAAUCACUCUGUAACCGACCCGGAGAAGUUAAACAACUACGAGCCCUUUUCUCCAGAGGUGUACGGUGAGACGUCGUUCGACCUGGUGGCUCAGAUCAUAGAUGAGAUCGAGAUGAUGGAGGAUGACACAUUUGUGGACCUGGGCAGCGGCGUUGGUCAGGUGGUCCUGCAGGUUGCUGCAGCUACUAACUGUAAGCACUACUAUGGUGUAGAGAAGGCCGAGACUCCAGCCACGUAUGCAGAGGCGAUGGACAGGGAAUUCAAGAGGUGGAUGAAGUGGUAUGGGAAAAAGCAUGGCGAGUAUACACUGGAGAGAGGAGAUUUUCUGUCAGAAGACUGGCGAGAAAGGAUAGCAAACACAAGUGUUAUUUUUGUGAAUAACUUUGCCUUUGGUCCAGAGGUGGAUCACCAGCUGAAGGAACGUUUCGCCAACAUGAAGGAAGGUGGAAAAAUUGUAUCCUCAAAACCUUUUGCACCUCUCAAUUUUAGAAUCAACAGUCGAAACUUGAGUGAUAUUGGCACAAUAAUGCGCGUGGUUGAACUUUCUCCACUGAGAGGCUCGGUAUCUUGGACCGGGAAGCCAGUUUCCUACUAUCUCCAUACAAUAGACCGUACUAUACUUGAAAACUAUUUUUCUAGUCUUAAAAAUCCUAAACUCAGGGAGGAGCAGGAAGCAGUGAAACGACGUCAACAGAAGGAGACUAAGGACAGUAAAAGCAGCAGCACCACCCCAACCAAGCCAAAGGAGCUGAAGGAGUCAGGUGGUGAGGAGGAGAUCUCAGGCGCACUGGUACCUGUGAAGUCGUCGCCUAAACCUCGUCGUGCCAAGCUACUGGCUAAGGGCCGUAAGCUGGGCAACAGGAAACGCGGACGUCCCAAGAAGUCGAUCAUGGCAGCAGCCACGGAACACAAGAACAAGAAGAGUCAGAGCGCCCUGGACCUGCUUCAUGCCAAGACUGUCUCAGCAGCGCCUCCUCAGGAUGCAUACAAAUCGCCUCAAAGCCCCUACUACCGGCUACCUCCUAAAGUUCAACAUUACACAGCUGGCCAGCUGAUGCUCGGCUCCAUGCCUGCAGGCCUGCAGACUCUACUGGAUAAUUUCAAAGUCCAAUACAUGCAGUUCUUGACCUAUAUGAAGACACCACAGUACCAGACAAACCUACAGCAAGCUCUGGAGCAAGAGAAGAUUAGAAACAAUGAAUUGUCGGGUCAAGCCAAGCGACUGAUGGAAGCCUGUAAUGUUCACAAAGAGAGGAUCAGGGAGCUUUUUCAGGCCAAACUGGAGGAGUUGGGAGUAAAAGCAGUGAGUGUAGAGGAGCUGAUUCAGGCUCAGAAUGAGAUCAUGGCCCAUAAUAUGCAGCUGAACGAGCAGACCAAGCAGCUGGAGAGAGACAUGGCUGAGCUUAAAGACCAGAGCCUGCUACUGCUCAAGGCUCGCUGUGAGGAACUCAAACUGGACUGGGGGACUCUGUGUCUUGAGACGCUGUUGAAGGAAAAGGCUGCUCUGCGUAGACAGAUCUCUGAGAAGCAGCGCCACUGCCUCGAACUUCAGAUUAGCAUUGUGGAGCUGGAGAAAAGCCAAAGACAGCAGGAGCUACUACAGCUCAAGUCCUCCUACAGCCCAUGUAAAGACUCGCCAUACCGCAAGAGCAUCCCAAGUCUAGAGCCGCGCCCCCCACUAGACACUACCAAUCCCAAACUGGCUGAACUGAACGGCCUCAGCCCUGAGUUGUCUAUUAAUGGCACAGCGUCUCCUAGCUACGAACGCAGCGGCUGCUUUAAUGGCAAAAAUGAGCUUCUCUCCCACUACCUGCCCAUCUCUCCCGAGCAUGAGAUCGUGCCCCCCACUCCAGAGCCUCGGGGCAGACCUUUAGGGCAGCCCCUGCCCGACUAUACCCGCUUCUCUCCAGCCAAGAUUGCCCUGCGAAGGCACCUCAACCAGGACUCCUCUAUGGGUCAGGCCAGAGCACUCGGCGCCAUCCACAGGGGUGACGUUGGAGUCGUAUCUUCCCCAACCUUGAAGCACGGCUGCUCCUCACCAAGUGCAGCUGAAAAUCAACAAGCAAAUACACUCAAGAGCGCAGAGAGGGUAAAUAAAGAAAAGAGCACAGCUGGACCCGGCGACAAUAUCACCAGUCUCCCUAUCAGCAUCCCACUUAGCACUGUACACCCCAGCAAACUUCCUGUCAGCAUCCCAUUGGCCAGUGUGGUGCUGCCCAGUCGUGCUGAGAGACUGAGGAAUACUCCAAGUCCAAUGUCCAGUAGGGAGCAACCAUCAGGGCAAAGCAGCAACAGCAAGCAACCUCUGACCCCAAACUCGGGCUUGGUGAACGGCUUCCAUUCUGCUUUGCUUUGCGAUCAAGACUGCAACUCCAUGUCUCCUCCACCCCACAGCAACCUUCUGCUGGGUCUCCAGUCACGUGGGUCUGGCUCGAGCCCUCUGCUGAGCACCGGAGGAGUGCUGCAGUAUGCCGACAGGCCGCCCCGUCUUCCCGACGACGGACACCAGCAUCACGGCCUCGAAUCUGAUCUCGAGACUCCAGACAGUGAGGCUCGCCGUCACAUGUUCUUUUCAUCCUCCUCCUCUUCGUCCUCAUCCUCCUCCUCUGCCGGAGGCUCCCGCCUGCAUCACGGAUCAGCCAAGCAGGGAAAGCACCACAGCGGUCACCAUCACCACCACCAUCACUCACCAGGCUCUCAUGGGUCAGAGGGACGCAAGAGAGGCCGCCGAAAGCGCAGCUCGUCUGGCCUCAUUCCAGCAAGCGGUUCCCCUAAAAAGCGCUCGUUCCCUGGGAUUAACUACUCCUCUGGUUCUCCGCUUAAUAUAAACACCAUGGUAAACAACAUUAAUCAGCCCCUAGAGAUCUCAGCCAUAUCUUCUCCAGAGCAGACCGGCGGCAGCCCAUGUGAGACGGACCUAGACCAGCCACCAAUCCUUAAGAGAGAACGUCCUCUGGAGAUCAAUGGCUCCAAUCGAGACUUAUCCAACCCUAGCUCAGAGGAUGAGGAAACUGGAUAUCCAGCAGACAGUAGCUCGUUACGAAUUGAAAGGAAAAUAGCAACCAUUUCUCUGGACGGCCGAGACGGUGAGAGGGGUUCCCAGGGCCGUAAAUCCGGGGCCAGUAGUGUGAGCAGCGACAUCUCCUCCUCUUCCAGCAAAUGGAAGUCCACCUUCUCACCCAUCUCCGACCCCAAGCCCACUCCUCCAGACCUCCGCCAGAGCAGCUCCCCUUUCUGUGGAGGAAUUUCUUGUGACUCAGACUCCGAGCAGAAGCAGCAAAAACGGGCCGAUCGAGAGCGCAGCGAGCAGUACGGGGGGAACCCUAAAGCCUUCCUAGGUCUGGACAAAGCACGGGAAUCGUUUCCUAAGCAAAAGGCACGGGAGUGGGAGCUAAAGGCCAUCAGCAGUCUGACCAGCCAGAACCUCUUCAUCUCCGCCGCAGCUGGUGGAGGCCUCCUGUGUGGAAAAGCUGGUCGAGCCACAGCCGUUUCUUCAGCAUCUUCUGUGGGACAGUACUUCCCUCUGGGCGGAACCUCUGUCCUACAGUCCUUAUUUGGGGCGCAGACUCCUAACUCGACCACCAGCGGACCUCCACGUUUGGUUAAUGGUCACUCCGUGCUGGGCAGCUUUUCUAGUGCUGGAUUGGCAGGGGGCGCUGCAGGAGGGAUUUUUCACCACAUGACGCCAUCAGUGUCCUCUCAACAGUCUGCGCCCCCCAGUUCCCAGCACAGCCACUCUUCCUCGCAGCAGAGGAAUCUGGACUCCAAAGCCGGGGCCUUGUUCUUGGCCCAAUAUGGCCGCACGCAGACUGUCCUGCACACCCCUUCCCCUCCUGUGCUUCCCCUGCCUCCCCCUCCUCCCCUUCUUAACAAUUCCUCAUCCUCAGCCCCUUUCCAGCCUUCCCCACCACGCUCGGAGAGGAAGCAGUCCGUUUCCCUCCAAACGCUACACGUGUCCCCUGCCUCCUCUUCAUCGCCCUCUCCCGUUCCCGCCACUUGCAUCACAACCACUCCCGCUGCCUCCUCUUUGUCGCGGCCCUUUACACUGCCCUAUCUGCCCUCUUCGAGCAGCAGCAGCACCAGCGGUGGUGGUGGUGGUGGUGGAGGCAGCAGCAGUGGGUUGGUGAGCUCCUGGAGGACUCUGGGUAUGCAGGUGCCCUACACUGCUCGGCCCAGGUAAUGGCCCUGUGAGCAGAAUUGGGAAUUGGGGGAGGGAGAUCUGAACUUUGGGGUCAUUAAUAUUUAGGAGCUGCUGUACGGUACCUGCCAAGCUUGUGCCUCAGUCUGAACAAGGUAACUGAAGCAAUCUACCUCAACCCAACGCAACCUAUGCAAUGGACUGGUGUAGACCAAUGGGCUCUUCCUCACUGGUGCUCUGACGUUAGCUGAAGCCACCCAAAGGUGUCCGAACUUGGCAGCAGUGCAUCCGAGUACACACACAAAACACAUGCUUGUAUACACACACACACACACACACACACACACACACACAGGUCAGGACCACUCGUCACCUUGUGUUCUUGUCUGGUUAAAGUUGUAAAAAAGAGGCACUGAACACGCUGUCAUUCAUUAAUUGUGUAUUUAAAACAAUGCCUUAGAGGAAUGUCAAUUCUAAACAUCGUCAUUUUUGUGUAGAAUUUGGGCUUUGUUUAAAAAAAAAAAAAAAAAUGUAUUUUUAUUAUUAUAUUUGAAGUCCAUGAAAAAAAAACGAGGCAUCAGGUGAGCGAUAAUCGAAACUACCGAAUAUUUGCUCGAUGCUGAAGCUCAGCACUGUGUUCGCCUUUAACGUUGCCUGGAACAUUCUGGCACCUUCUUUAAAGGUAAAUGUGGGAAUAUAGACUUGAAAAUGAUCAUGGAAAUGUGAUGAUAAAAAAAAGAAAUUACACUUCUGUAAAAGCAUCAUGAAUUGA
Silurus meridionalis is the source of this 5418-nucleotide messenger RNA. It is a transcript of the gene dot1l, whose product is annotated as DOT1-like histone H3K79 methyltransferase. The transcript is spliced from 29 exons. The record is from RefSeq and is a predicted model, not a curated record. NCBI's taxonomy places the organism in Eukaryota, Metazoa, Chordata, Actinopteri, Siluriformes, Siluridae. Gene Ontology annotation, molecular function: histone H3K79 methyltransferase activity. Gene Ontology annotation, cellular component: nucleus. Gene Ontology annotation, biological process: DNA repair; DNA damage checkpoint signaling; regulation of transcription regulatory region DNA binding. Bases 165 to 4688 code for a protein of 1507 amino acids.